AUGACUAAUAAGCUAGAUCGCAAUGCCCCACGUCAACAGUCUAUGAGCUCUGAAAGCAACACUUCUGAGACUAAAAUCAAUCUAUCUGGUCCUAACAAGUAUAGGCAAUGGCUGUACGGUGUCGAGACAGCUGCUGAAUAUGCUGAUGAAUAUAUGAGCGAAUUAGUGCAUACCGGAGAUAUCCACUCAAUGAAAAUGGAUUACAAUCUCAGUGCGAAUGAUGAAAGUUUUGUCAAGACCAUAUUCAAUAGUUUCCUGGUCAAGCUUUAUGAGAAAACUAUUGUUGGUGAAGCUGCAUACGAAAUGAACUGGAUAUGUGAUGAUUCACCUGGAAGGGUCUCUGCUUAUGACAUCUUUUCGUACUUCAAAGAAAACUAUAAUGAAGUCACUAUUGGAUCCAGGCUUACUCUUAUAGAGGAUUUACCAAAUAUAUCUUCUAAGUCUGUAGAUAAAAUCGUUUUCUAUUUGAAAACUCUUUUCACAAUGCUGGAAGACAGCAGUGAGGAACAGGACAGAAAGAAACAACGUGAUACAAAUAUUGCAUUGCUAUUGAUGGCUUUCCUACCUCAACUAAAAGAAUCUUUUCACGAGAAGUUCGGUGACUCCAAGUCUCUUCAACUAUCACAAGUCAUUAGAUUUUGUAAAUUAAAGACUUCAUCGGGCUCUUCCUCUUUAGUAUCCGACGCAUUGGUUGCGCAAGACAAAAGAAGUUAUCAAAAGAAAGGAAAUAAAGGAUGUCUGAUUUGUGGUGCCGACUGUCGCUUAAGCAACAGUUCUCUGCUUAAGAGAAGGCUCCCGGAAGCCAGAUCUUUAAGUUAUAUCCUAAUGACAAGUUAA
Messenger RNA from Saccharomyces mikatae IFO 1815, 837 nucleotides. RefSeq lists its product as uncharacterized. The transcript has a single exon. Lineage: Eukaryota; Fungi; Ascomycota; Saccharomycetes; Saccharomycetales; Saccharomycetaceae. The record is from RefSeq and is a predicted model, not a curated record. The coding region runs from base 1 to 837 and encodes 278 amino acids.